This is a messenger RNA of Acanthamoeba castellanii str. Neff, 885 nucleotides long. Its product is annotated as uricase. The transcript has 2 exons. Gene Ontology annotation, molecular function: urate oxidase activity. The record is from RefSeq and is a predicted model, not a curated record. Lineage: Eukaryota; Discosea; Longamoebia; Acanthamoebidae. Gene Ontology annotation, biological process: urate catabolic process; purine nucleobase catabolic process. Gene Ontology annotation, cellular component: peroxisome. Bases 1 to 885 code for a protein of 294 amino acids.
AUGGCCACCCUCUCUGCGAAUCGUUACGGCAAGGACCUCGUGCGCGUUGUGCGCGUUACUCGCAACGGCCCCGUGCACGACAUCAAGGAUGUGGCGGUGCGCGUCCUCCUCGAGGGAGGCAAGCUCGAGACCUCGUACUACAACGGCGACAACUCGUGGGUGGUGCCUACCGACACGAUCAAGAACACUGUCUACGUGCUCGCCAAGAAGCACCCGUUCACCGACAUCGAGGUCUUCGGCAUCACGAUCGCUCGUCACUUCCUCAACGAAUACGCGCACUACUCCAAGGCCGAGGUGACCAUCUCUGAGAGGCCCUGGAACAGGAUGGUGAUCGAAGGCAAGCCCCAUGAUCACUCCUUCCUGCCCGGCUCUGGUGAGGAGCGUACGGCGGUCGUGCGCCUCGCCCGCGAGAGCAUGGACGCGCCUCAGGUCACCUCGGGCAUGCGCAAUCUGCUCGUGAUGAAGACCACCGGAUCCGAAUUUGUGGGCUUCCCCAAGGACAAGUACACGACCCUCAAGGAGGCCACCGAUCGCAUCUUCAAGACGACGGUCACGGUCGAGUGGGACUACGUGUGCCAGCGGAAGCCGGUUGACUACACGGCGGUCUACAACCGCGCGAAGGAGACCAUCCUCCACGUGUUCGCCACGACCUACAGCAAGGCCGUGCAGCAGACCGUGUGGGAGAUGGGCAGGCAGAUCAUUGCCAAGAACGACGACGUCAAGAACGUGCACUUCACUCUGCCCAACCAGCACAACUGGCUCUUCGACUUGAAGCCGUUCGGCCUCGAGAACAACAACGAGAUCUUCGUGCCGCAGGCCGACCCUCAGGGAUAUAUCCAGGGAACCGUCUCCAGAGACAAUGGCCCGAAGAAGGCUGCCCUCUAA